Molecule: messenger RNA, 2839 nt
Organism: Pan troglodytes (chimpanzee)
Lineage: Eukaryota; Metazoa; Chordata; Mammalia; Primates; Hominidae
Gene: PSMA8
Product: proteasome 20S subunit alpha 8
Exons: 7
Coding region: 154-876 (240 amino acids)
Biological process (GO): ubiquitin-dependent protein catabolic process
Cellular component (GO): proteasome core complex; proteasome core complex, alpha-subunit complex
Source: RefSeq, a predicted model, not a curated record
AGCCGAAGCGCGGGCGCGGGGACUUCCGGGAGGCAGCUUGAGGCGCGUGUGGAAGCGCUUCCGGGCGGUAGCGCGCUGUGUUGGCGGCGGCUCCCCGCAUGCCUCAGGGGCAGCAGCGGGAAGCUCGGUGGCAAGCCCUUGUAGUCCUGUGCGAUGGCGUCUCGAUAUGACAGGGCGAUCACUGUCUUCUCCCCAGACGGACACCUUUUUCAAGUUGAAUAUGCCCAGGAAGCGGUGAAGAAAGGAUCCACCGCGGUCGGAAUUCGAGGUACCAAUAUAGUUGUUCUUGGGGUAGAAAAAAAAUCUGUUGCCAAGCUUCAAGAUGAAAGAACUGUGAGGAAAAUUUGUGCCCUUGAUGACCAUGUCUGCAUGGCUUUUGCAGUUUUGACAAUUUUUGUAGGACUUACUGCUGAUGCUAGAGUAGUAAUAAACAGAGCCUGUGUGGAGUGCCAGAGCCAUAAGCUUACGGUUGAGGACCCAGUCACUGUAGAAUACAUAACUCGCUUCAUAGCAACUUUAAAGCAGAAAUAUACCCAAAGCAAUGGACGAAGACCUUUUGGUAUUUCUGCCUUAAUUGUAGGUUUUGAUGAUGAUGGUAUCUCAAGAUUGUAUCAGACAGAUCCUUCUGGUACUUAUCAUGCUUGGAAGGCAAAUGCAAUAGGCCGAAGUGCUAAAACUGUUCGAGAAUUUCUAGAAAAGAAUUACACAGAAGAUGCCAUAGCAAGUGACAGUGAAGCUAUCAAGUUAGCAAUAAAAGCUUUGCUAGAAGUUGUCCAGUCUGGUGGAAAAAACAUUGAACUUGCUAUAAUAAGAAGAAAUCAACCUUUGAAGAGACGGGAUUUCACCACAUUGCCCAGGCUGGCCUCUAACUCCUAGAAUCAAGCGAUCAGCCCGCCUUGGCCUCCAGUGCUGGGAUUACAACUGUGAGCCACCGCAGUCGUCCUGUCUACUGAUUUUUAUGUAUUUCCAUUACUUUACAUUUGAAAGUGCCUUGAGCGUCUUGUGAGACUUAAACUUUAAUACGUAGCACGAUAACCUUUCCAUAUUUCUUUGUGGCAAGUCUCAUGUUAUUAUAUGUAUAACGUCUGUCAGCCAUUAUGGGUUAAAACUGCUGGACUACAAAAUAAAAUGUUCAGGAUAUUGUGAUAGAGGACCCACUGGCUAAAGAGCAUUUGAAAUGUAGUUCACUAUUGUACAUUAGAUAGAACCAACUGUACGACAUAGUUUGCCAACUAGCUCUCUUUAGCUGAGAUUGUAAAAAAGCACUCAAAAUUUGGGAAACUGUAUUAGAAAUAUACUUAAAGGAUUGUUUUAUACUCAAAUAUGGCAGUGUACGCCUGUAAUCCCAGCUACUCGAGAGACUGAGGUGGGAGGAUCACUUGAGGUCAGGAGUUCAAGACCAGCCUUGGCAAGGUAACAAGACCCCCAUCUCUAUGAAAAAAAAAAAAUUAAAAAUUAAAUUAAAAAAAAAAAAGGAUUGUUGCCAGACGCGGUGGCUCACACCUGUAAUCCCAGCACUUUGGGAGGCUGAGGCGGAUGGAUCACUUGAGGUCAGGAGUUCAAGACUAGCCUGGCCAACAUAGUGAAACCCCGUCUCUACUAAAAAUAAAAAAAAAAUAGCUGGGCGUGGUGGCAGACGCCUGUGAUCCCAGCUGCUUGGGAGGCUGAGGCAGGAGAAUCACUUCAACCCGGGAGGCGGAAGUCGCAGUGAGCUGAGAUUAUGCCAGUGAUCUGGGCAACAGACCAAGACUCCAUCUCAAAAAAAAUUAUUUUGAAGAUUGUUUUACAUAUAUCUUUUCUUUGGUUUUAAGGAAAAUAUUUCAAGUAGUGUUAAAAUUAGUGCCAUCUGCAGCAGUGGGGUUUUUUGUUUGUUUGUUUCUGUUUUUGUUUUUGUCAUCAUGGUUGCUUUGACAUCAAUUUCCUACCCUUUAUUAUUCAACUAACAGAUGGGAUAUGAGAAUAAGACAGCAGCAAAGUUUCAAUAAAUAAGAGAAAUGGGGACAAGACAGUGGAGCUUGCCCCUGCAGAGCCCCACAUAAAUCACAGAGUGCUGAGCACAGAGUGUGGAAAUGGGUAUUAUCCAGGUUUUUGUCACCCCUGCUGCUAAGAGCCCAGGGACAGAUGCAGCAACACCACAGGGGCACAGAAACCACUGAGGCCAGAGUUUGCCUCUUCUGCUCCAUAAUAUACCUAUGCGUAUACAAAUAGACAUAGACACACACACACACACACACACACACACACACACACAGAGUUAUAUGCAUAUUUUUGCUUUUGAGUGAUAGAAUGGUAUGCUUACUGACAGCAGUGUUAUACUGUCUUCCACGUGAUACUUUAGGAUAGGCUAUGUAGGGAAUAGAACACACGCUUUGGAGUUGGUAGACUAGGAUUAAGUUCCAGCAGAUACAUUUGUUUAACAACAUGACCUUGAGCAAAUUGCUCUCAUCUUCAGCUUUCAGUUUUCUUCCCUGUAAAAUGAGUCUAACGAUACCUUCAUCAAAGGGCCGUUGUGAUAAGUAAAUGAAAUGGUGUGAGGUGGUAGUAUCCUUUUAUAGUAAGUGCUCAUUAAAUGGUGUUUUACAGAUUGCAGGUUUGUGGCAACCCUGUGUUGAGCAAGUCUGUCAAUUCCAUUUGUCCAACAGCAUGUGCUUACUUUGUGUCUCUGUCACAUUUUUGAUAACUCUCAGAAUAUUUCAGACUUUUUCAUUAUUAUGAUUAUAUGUGUAAUAUAGUGACAAUGUAAUUAUUAUAUAAUGGUGAUCUGUGAUCAAUGAUCUUUGAUAUUACUGUGCUAAUUGUUUUGGAGUGCCAUGAACUGCAUCCAUAUAAAACACUGAGU